GGCAAGAAUACGGAAGUAACAACAUUGAAAAAUACAACAGUUCAUUCAUUGGAUUUGAACUACAAACUUAUUUAUUUGGGACAUUAACUUAUUUGAAAGUAAUUAAUUAUGGCGACUGAUGAAAUAUAAGUUUACUUAACGAAUAACCUCUCUGCUAUUUUAGAAUACUGUUUUUUUGGGGGGGUUUAGAUCGGUGAUAAUUAAAUAAGCGGAGGCCUUGCCGUGGCGUAGUAAAGAAUAGUGCGUGCCAAAGUAAGCUACCUGAACACUCCUGAGUGCGACAGGUAUCUCAGUCUCAGGUAAAUGUGGUUUUGCGUUAAACUUACCUGUGGUUAGUAAGAUCUAAAACGUAAAUAAAAGCUGGGGGAAUAUGCUUAUUUUAUUUUGGUAUUCUUCUUCCUUAUUGUUGUGAAAGAUUUUAUAUUAUUUUUUUUUAAAACUCUGAUAGUAAAAUUUAAUAAUUAGCUAAGCAAGGUUAGAUCUAUAUUCUAGUUCUAGUAUCAAAUCUUCAAGUAUCAAUAACAAUAUCAUUAGUCUUAAUUCUUAAGCAACUGACAUUCUGAAACAUUCUUCAAUUUAUCUACAAGUAAGGCAUCUUGUUAUGAGUUAAGUCUCCAGGUAGAUGGUUAAAAUGUAAUUAUUUAAGAUCAAGGAGGGGAAAUAAGUCGAUUUUAGUGAAGUGGGAUCAUGUGAUAUUUGAUUAAUUAAAAUACUAACAAAACUACUAUGAGAUCAUCAUUGAUCUGUGGAAUUUUUUUCCUGAAUCAUCUGUAAAUACUCUAUACUGUAAAGUAAUUUGAAUAAGCAUUUUACAAACUACCAUGGCUUCAAAUACAAUCCUAGUGGAUAUUAUUAUUAAAAAUUAUUAUCAGGAAAAUAGUAUGUUAGGGUUUAUUCCAUUAUCCAACAUGAAGAAUCAGAAGCUAAUUCCUGAAUAAGAAAUGUAUCUCCUAUGAUGGACUUUAGAUAUACAAAAUGUGUUUAAUAUGUUUUACACAAUUUUAAUAUAGGUGGGUGGGGUACCUGGUAGGAGGUCUAAGAAGUUUUUACAGUUUAUGACACAGGGGUGGGGGCAAAGAUCAUGUGUGACAUCGCAAAUUAAUGUUCUCUUGUGAUGGAUGUAUUCUGACAGAAGUUGUCACUCUUAUUACUUUAAAGUUUAAAAAUGAAGUGUGUUUAGAUUAAAUUCUAACUAUAUAAUUAUAAUUAUUUACACUUUUUACAAAUUUGUUAGUUUGAAUAUAUGAUGUUCUUUAGGAGGGAUUUGUGAUAUAGAAGGGGGGGGGGGUAAAUUGUCAAAAUAUAGUGUGAGAUACUUUAUGGACGGCCCAUAUUUAUAUAACUGACCAUUUACAUCACAAACCAUCCAUCCAUGUGAUGCUAGGGCCCAUGUAUUGCUUUGGCCUGCCACACCACAUCCUUCCACUCAGACCUUACUGAUGCUUUUCUUUUUCAUGCUUGGAUUCCCAGCUGCUGUAAUCUUUUUCCACAUCAUCCAUCCAUCUAAGCCUAGGUCUGCCUUUAAGCCCUUUUCCUCUGGUGUUUGGGUGAUGCACCCUCUUCACUCCACUCUCUCUUGGCAUUCUUUCUAAAUGUCCAGCCCAGUGUAGCCUACCCUUUUUCAUUUCUGCUACUAGUGUGAUAUCCUGAUAGACACUAUACAAUUCCUUGUUGGUACGUAUUCUCCAUCACUUAAGCCAUUAUUAAUUUCAAUUUGUUUUAAUUUAAGAAUAACAUUUUUAGUAACUAAUUGGUUACAUUUUCAUGAAGACUUCUAUAUUCUGCAUAAAAGACUUCUGCAUAAAAGCUAAAGUUUAUCAAUUUUUGUCUUGUUUAAACAUCAGAAUGUCAAUAAGUCUUUCAUAAGCUUAGUUAGGCUACAUUUAAACUCUGAUAAAUGCUUCAAAAGAUUUUGUCAAUAUAUGUUUACAUUAUUUAGCCAUAUUAGAAUGCAAUCCUGGUUGAGUCUGGCACAAUUGUAUGACAUAGUACAGCAGCUGUUGUCACGCACACACAACAGUAACAGUUAUAUAAUUCUGAUAGGUCCAUUAUUUAUUCACCACUGUUACGGUAUAAACUCACUGUUGUUGGGGUCGUUGUUGUUCUUUAAAAUUUUCUGAUUAAUCCAUUUUUUUUUUUUUAAAUCUUCUCUUUAAGGUUUGAUCACAGCAGAUUUAUCUAAGCCGGCAGCUGUACAAUAUAGAAAAUGCCUUCACGAAAAUCAGAGAGAGCUCCACCCAUUGCAGCAAAUGGUAAUCUGGAACACAUGUUUUAUUGUUGUCUGUUUAUAAUUCAUUACUUAGUGAUGUUAGGUUUUAAGUCAUUAAUUAGUGAUGUCAGGUUAUAAGUUAUAAGUCAUUAAUUAGUGAUGUCAGGUUAUAAGUCAAUACUUAGUGAUGGUCAGGUUAUAAGUCAUUAAUUAGUGAUGUCAGGUUAUAAGUCAUAACUUAGUGAUGUCAGGUUAUAAGUCAUUACUUAGUGAUUUAAGGGUUAUAUUAAAAAAAAAGAUACAAAGAUGUAUAAAGUUAACUUAAUGCAUUCACAAGUUGACAACUUCAUGAAACAACUCAGUAUAAUUAUAUCAUGAUAUCUGGUGAUUAAUAAAUUUUAAUAUUUUCUUUGCAAGGAUCAAAAUAAAUUUUAAAAAAUGAUUUUCAACAAUGUUUCCGUAACCGCUUUUUGUAACUGAUAAUGUCAAUAUAUUACCCAAAAAUAUAUACCCAUGUUUUGAUUGUGGAACAAAGGCUUGAAGGGGUCCUCUAAAUCAAAGUUGCUCUGGGAAUUUAGACCCUCUCCCCCCUUCAAAGCGUGAUAUUUUUAUUUGCCUUAGGCUUGCAGCAUGUGAGAGUGAAACGUGGGGAUUGAUCAGAAGGCUACUGCUGUUUUGUUAAAUUAAUGUUAACAUUUUGUAUUUAGUGAAUUGUAUUAUUUUAUAGUUGUGUCUGAGUUAAAACAAAAAUAGCAAUCCUAUGUUUAGAGAUGCUCUUGAUUUAAACUGACUUUGAUCUUCAAAACUUCCUGCAACCGUUCACCCAGUUAUUAGUGAUACAGAGGUGAUAGUUAGCUAUUAUUGGUGAUACAGGGGUGAUAGUUAGCACAUUAUUUCAAUAAACCUAAAUAUACAUAAUAAAUUAAUAACUUCACUUAUAGUACGCGAUAUCUAUAAAUAUUCACUUCUGUGUUGAUUAAUUAUCUUUACUAUUGUCUUCACAUUACUACACAAUUUUAUUAUAGCAAAGAAUCACCAAAGGACGUUUCCAACAUGGCUGCUCAAACUCGUCCAUUAUAUCUAUGUAAUAUUGUGUCUCAGUUGAUUCCAUCCAACAUCAAACUAGCACACACAAAGUUGUACUGUUACAAGUUAUGUCUGAGUUAAAACAAAAGAAAAUUGUAUGUUUAGAGAUGUUUGUGAUUUAACUUGAUUUUGAACUUCAAAUUGGCACAACAAACAAAAACAAACCUGAAUCAAGAUGCAGUUAUUUUUAUUGCCUGGCUAGAAAGCAUACCUCAUUUGGGUUGUUUAGGAAUAUUUGACAAUGUGAAUUGAGUAUUCUGAGCUUGUACACCUAAGACAGCAUAUUGGUAUCUUGUUUUGAAAAGAUGCUUUUGCUGCGAUGCAAGAAUUCCUUCCGGAGUUGGAGGACUAUGGGGCCGCCCACGAAGAGUUGGACUUGUUGAAUGACAUCCUCGGAGGAGAGCCAGAAUACCAAGCUUUAACAGAGGUGAGUGCCUGCAGAAUGCCAAGCUUUAACAGAGGUGAGUGCCUGCAGAAUGCCAAGCUUUAACAGAGGUGAGUGCCUGCAGAAUGCCAAGCUUUAACAGGUGAGUGCCUGCAGAAUACCAAGCUUUAACAGAGGUGAGUGCCUGCAGAAUACCAAGCUUUAACAGAGGUGAGUGCCUGCAGAAUACCAAGCUUUAACAGAGGUGAAUGCCUGGAGAAUACCAAGCUUUAACAGAGGUGAAUGCCUGCAGAAUACCAAGCUUUAACAGAGGUGAAUGCCUGCAGAAUACCAAGCUUUAAAAGUGAAAAGUCUGUUUCGUCAUCAGAUAUUUAACAUGUCACGGCUCUUACUUUAUGAAGGUUUCAGAUUUCUGAUUCAUAAAAAGUUGAAAUCUUUUGCCAGUCUCACGAGUCUUAAUUUUAAACAAACAAACAAAAACUGGAUGAUUGAUUGGCUGAGAAUGUUGUUUGAAAUGUUAAAUUCACAUAAAUGCACUAUCACUUGGUUUCUGUUAACAGGAGUCUCACCUCAGUGUCAUUUUUCUGUGUUCAUUAUGUUCUAUCACUAUGUACAUGUCUUUCAGUGUUGUACACAAUGUUGUACAUGCAUGUCAGUGUGGUACCCAAUGUUAUACAUGUCUGUCAUUGUUGUACCCAAUGUUGUACGUCUCUGUUGGUGAUUUAUCCACGGUUGUACAUGUCUAUCAGUGUGUAGACUAUGUUACUGGCCACACUAGAUUCACUAUAUUUCUCUCUUGCAGAUCUACGACAUUCUAACUAUGGAGCUGCCCAAACAUGAAUCGGAAAAUGCAGGAGAAACAUUGCAUGAUGCCAUCGACAUCAUAUCUUCCCAGGCAUCCUCUAGCAAAUUGGCCUCAGAGCUCAGAGAGAUUUUCCAAAACCCACAUUUCAAAGUAAGUUUGGUUCAGAAACUGGACAUUCGUAAAAAUAAGUUUUUUUAUUGGUCGGAGUAAAUCAAGUUCUACUUUUCAUUUUAUCAUUGUAUUAACAUUAUCAAUUGUAAGCAAAGAAAUAGCGGAGGAAAAUCGUUUUAAAAUAAAGGAAAAAGUUAGCUGCAAAUGAAAUCAAACUUUGUAUGUCUGUCUCACUCUGUUCGCAUGCUCAGCAUUUUUUUCCGUUCUUCAGUUUCUUCUGUACACCCAUGAUGAUGUGGCCAGGAAGAUUUACGACCCAAUUGUUUUGGAGGAUCUCACCUUGGCUGCCCCGCCGCCACCUGUGUUUGAUGCCGUUGGAGAGCAGCACAGAUAUGUGACCAUUAGGAAAAAUGGAAAACAGCCAUUGGUGGGUAGAAGUUAUUUGAUCUAGAUUAGCUAUUGGACGGUUGUAGAAAUGUGAUUUGCCAUUGGUUGAUUGUAGUGUUACAGCAUGGCCAUUGGUGAAUAGGACCCAUGUGAAAAUGCAAAGUCAUGCAUGUUACUUCAUUAUUAAAGUAAAUAAUUGCGUUCAUGAAUGCAAAUUUCAGGGGGUGGGGGGGGGUGAGGGGUAAAUAUUUUACCAAUCUCUUUGUCUAUCACACCACAUGAGAUGGGUGCUAGCAAACUCUCUUGUUCUUAAGACUAGCCACAUUGUUUUUUUAAAGGUUGAUACAAGUUCAGGCUGAAGAUAAGCAGCUGUCCCAUCUUCUCAUCAGUUUAUUUAAGACCAACCCAGCUGAAUGUUGCCUGUGACCUCUUAAUUAGGGACUCCUGCUUUGAAGUGGUCAUUAAUAAUUUUUUUAACCCUCAAAUUCCCUAGGGCAUCACCGUGCGUUUAGACCAAGACAAUGUUCCAGUCAUUGCCAGAAUCUUACAGGACAGUUUGGCAGAUAAGCAAGGUGAAGGUCACAAUGUUCAGUCAUCGCAGUAUAAGAAUAAUGAAACAUAGCCAGUCAUAGACUUAUCACAUGUUGAUAGAUUUGUAAAUACUUGUGUUCAGAUUUACUGCACUAUGUUAAUCCACUUUUCAUUAAUAAUUGUUACCCGAAGGAUUACUGAGAGUGGGGGAUAUCGUCAAGGAGGUCAACGGCAUCCCUGUGUUUGUGCCAGAAGACAUGAUGAUUGUAUUGAAGGAGGCAGAGAGUUCAAUCACGUUCAAGAUCGUCCCAUCAGCCCUAGAUCAACAGUUCUCUGACCCCGUGAGAUUGGUUCAUCCGCACUCAUAUACUAACAUACACACACACUACAUUACAUAUAGUUUCACAUACUGAUGUUUACUCCAAUUUUAUUUAUUUCAUUAGAUCAAUUAUAUCCAAUUUAACAAUAAUUGUUUGCAUUGCAUUCAAUUUAACAACAAUAAUUGCCUCUAUUUUAUCUUAUUUAACAUCAAUAAUUACAUCUAUUAUGUCUAAUUUAACAUCAAUAAUUGCAUCUAUUAUAUCCAAUUUAACAUCAAUAAUUGCAUCUAUUAAUGUCCAAUUUAACAAUAAUUAUUGCAUCUAUUAUAUCCAAUUUAACAACAAUAAUUGCAUCUGUUAUAUCUAAUUUAACAAAAAUAAUUGCAUCUAUUAUGUUCAAUUUAACAAUAAUUGCACCUAUUAUAUCAAAUUUAACAAUAGUUGCAUCUAUUUUAUCCAAUUUAACAAUAAUUUCAUCUAUUAUAUCCAAUUUAACAAUAAUAAUUGCAUCAAUAUAUGCAAUAAGUACCAUAAUUGACUCCAAUAAACUAAAGCUACAUAAGAUUGUGUUCUAAUAAAUUAAAUCAAGAAAAAAAUCGGUUGAUUAUCAAGUAUUUGUAUCAUUGUUGAUAUUUUUUCCCCCACAGGUGUACAUGAGAGCUUGUUUCAACUAUGACCCCUUGAAUGACCGACUGAUUCCAUGCAAGAAAGCCGGACUGCCCUUUAGAGAGGGGGACAUUUUAGAUGUGGUAGACAUGACAGAUGACAACUGGUGGCAAGUAGGUUUGGCAGAUGUGUGCCAUAGGGGUAUAUUUGGUGGGGUAAUCAAGGUGUGUGCCAUAGGGGUAUAUUGGGUGGGGUAAUCAAGGUGUGGGCCAUAGGGGUAUAUAAGGUGGAAUAAUCAAGGUGUGUGCCAUAGGGGUAUAUAAGGUGGGCUAAUCAAGGUGUGGGCCAUAGGGGUAUAUUGGGUGUGGUAAUCCAUAUGUAUGUCAUAGGACUAUAUAGAUUGUAGUAGUAGCACAAGUGUAUGUCAUGGGGGACAAGAUAAGAAUUAACUUUGGUUUAUGUUUUUAACAAAUAUGGUAACUAAAGGGUCCACUAAGUUGACUAAAGUAAAGGGUCCACUAAGUUGACUAAAGGGCUCCACUAAGUUGACUAAAGGGCUCCACUAAGUUGACUAAAGGGCUCCACUAAGUUGACUAAAGGGCUCCACUAAGUUGACUAAAGGGCUCCACUAAGUUGACUAAAGCAAAGGGUCCACUGCGUUAACUUAAGUAAAGGCUCCACUAAGUUGACUAAAGUGUCCACGAGUUGACUAAGGCAAAGGGUCCACUGCGUUAACUUAAGUAAAGGGUCCACUAAGUUGACUAAAGUGUCCACGAGUUGACUAAGGCAAAGGGUCCACUGCGUUAACUUAAGUAAAGGGUCCACUAAGUUGACUAAGGGUCCACUAAGUUGACUAAAGUGUCCACUAAGUUGACUAAAGUAAAGGGUCCACUGCGUUAACUUAAGUAAAGGGUCCACUAAGUUGACUAAGGGUCCACUAAGUUGACUAAAGUGUCCACUAAGUUGACUAAAGUAAAGGGUCCACCAAGUUAACUUAAGUAAAGGGUCCACUAAGUUGACUAAGGGUCCACUAAGUUGACUAAAGUGUCCACUAAGUUGACUAAAGCAAAGGGUCCACCACGUUAACUUAAGUAAAGGGUCCACUAAGUUAGAUAUCAAACGUUUUAAGGAUAUCUGGGGACUGAAUCAUGGCUGGAAUCCCACUGGGAAGCAUAGGAAUGGCUUUUGUAUACUUUUUUUAAUUGCUAAGAAAUUGAGAUAAAAACGGGGGGAGGGGGGGGGGUGGGGGUGUGGGGUUUGUGGUCCUUGGUUGGGUUCCACCACUUUUUUCCCAGGCCUUAACCCCUGACAUGAAAUUGAACGUGAUAUUUCCAGGCCAAACUUGCUGAGAUCCCUGUUGCCAUUUUUUAAUUGCUAAGAAAUUGAGAUAAAAACGGGGGGAGGGGGGGGGGUUGUGGUGUGUGGUUUGGUGUCCUUGGUUGAGUUCCCACACUUUUUUCCCAGGACUUAACCCCUGACAUGAAAUUGAACGUGAUAUUUCCAGGCCAAACUUGCUGAGAUCCCUGAUGCCCCAGUGGGUCUCAUACCGUCAAGGACACUGCAAGAGAAGAGAAGCGCCUACGUGCAGCCUGAACUCAACAAAACAAAAACCAGUUUACGUAAGUAGGGUGGGAGGAGUGUAGUGAGUAGGGUGGGAGGAGUGUAGUGAGUAGGGUGGGAGGAGUUUAAGGAGUGCCAGUGUAGGGAGAAAGGCUGCUCCUAGUUUUUAAUCUUUAUAUGCAUCAAGAGGUUUUCAUUAGUGUAAUUUUUGGGUUCCAUGCUCAAGGCGGUCUCCAUGAACCUAAGUCUCCAUAAUUGUUAAGUUCCAAAAUCAUGGAGGUCUCCAUGAGCCUAAAUAUCCAUAAUUGUUAGGUUCAAAAAUCAAGGAGGUCUCCAUGAGCCUAAAUACCCAUAAUUGUUAGGUUCCAAAAUCAAGGAGGUCCCCAUGAGCCUAAAUACCCAUAAUUGUUAGGUUCUAAAAUCAAGAAGGUCUUCAUGUAUCCACAAUUGUUGGGUUCCAUAUUGACCUAUUUGAUCCCCAACCAUUUCAUUUCUACUUGAAGACUAAGUUCUGCCUAAAGUCUGUUGUACAAAUAAAAAUAAUGGAUUGUGGUUUUUUUAAAAUCUAUUUUUUAAGGUAAUGAAUGACUUUAUUAACAUUGAAGAGUGUUGCUUUACUAACAUUGAAGAUUGUUGAUAAGGAAUGAAUGGCUUUCUUAACAUUAAAGGUUGUUCAUGAAUCCUUUCUUUGCCUAUUUCAGUUUGUGGCCUGAAAACCAAAAGAAAGAAGCACAUUGGAUACAACUCAUCAGAGACCACAAGUUAGUCAUUUUAUGUCUCUAUAUUGUGUUUUGCAUUGUGAUGUUAAAUUUCAGUUAGAUUAAUGGUUCUAAAUUAACCCGGAAAUAUAACAUUUAAGAAUAACAGAGAACAGAGAAAGGACGUGAUUAUAAGAAGAGUAAAUACAAAAUUGCCGAGUAGCAAUCAGAAAUUAAUUUUUAAAUUCUUGGAGAAUUUAAUUUGUAAAAACUUAUUUAUUCUUCCUGAUUGGUUGGGGCAAUAAAUUUGAGUGGUGACAGCAGGAAGAAUAGAUUCAUCUCAGACAUAAAAUGUGACAAAAAUUCCACAACUAAAAAUUUUAUUUAGGGGUGGGGUCUUGCUACCAUAUUUUAUUAUUUAUCAUUCAGAUAGUUUCUUUAUUACAUCUUUCGCAUUUUAUCUUAUUUCUCAAUUAUAAUGUAAAUGCUGCUGUAAAUAUGUCAUUCUGAUUGUUCUAUGUGCCUAAGCGAUUAGCAGAGAUAUGAUUUUAGUGACAUGGAUGACUGUGAUAUUUUUUUGUUCCUGUCAGGCUUUGACCGCUGUGACAUUAAAGUGUACGAAGAAGUCGAGAGAUCCAAGACCCAUCGCUGCACCCUUGUACUCGUGGGGGCUCAGGGCGUGGGGAAGCGCUCAUUCAAAGAGCGGCUCAUCAGAGACAACCCUGGCAAAUACGCAGCAGCUGUCCCACGUAAGAUUUUAUGGGGGCUUCUUCUCUGUACGGUACUCCCUAUGGCACAAACCAAUCAAUCCAAAUCUCUGCAAACUAAAAAUUGAUCUGAGAUGUUGCAUAAAUAUUUUUUUAUCCUUGCAUAUUGGGCGUUUUUUUUUUUUUUUUAAUUUUAUUGUUUUUUUUUUUUAGGGGGGUGGGGGGGGGGGGUUGUUAAAUUGAACAUUCUAACAACUAUUUCUACUACAGAACAACAUAAGUGUUGCUGAUAAGAUCUCCCCCGUCUACUGUUUUAGCUCCUUUAUUACGCUGUUAAUUGUUGGCUGCCUUUAUUCUCCACCAGACACAAGUCGUCCCAAAAAGCCCAAUGAACAAGAUGGCAGGGGCUACUAUUUUAUUGACGGUGAAACCAUGGAAGAAGAAAUCAAGAAAAACAUGUACAUCGACCACGGUGAAUUUGAGGGUCACCUCUACGGCACCAGGCUGACCACCAUCAAGGAGGUCAUCCGGAGCGGCAAGAUAUGUGUGCUGGACAUCUCUGCCAGGGUCAGUUUAAAAAAAAUUUAAAAAUCAAUAUUUUAAAUGCCAAAUGGUCUGCUGGACAGUGGCGAAGUACAAGGUAGCUGAUAAACUUGGAGAUGCCAAGGCGGCAAAGUACAGGGUAGCUGAUAAACUUGGAGAUACCAAGGUGGCGAAGUACAAGGUAGCUGAUAAAUUUGGAGAUACCAAGGCGGCGAAGUACAAGGUAGCUGAUAAACUUGGAGAUACCAAGGCGGCGAAGUACAAGGUAGCUGAUAAACUUGGAGAUACCAAGGCGGCGAAGUACAAGGUAGCUGAUAAACUUGGAGAUACCAAGCAAACAGUGAACUUAUCAGAGCUAACAGAAAAGACGAGUGGUGAAAUGGAUGGGCUGUGGUCCCAACCUAAAGAAGUGUGUUUCCACAAAGUGUAACACAUAUAUUAUGAUACAAUCAACACCAAAGUGUAACACAUAUAAUAUGAUACCAUCAACACCAAAGUGUAACACAUAUAUAUGAUACCAUCAACACCAAAGUGUAACACAUGUAUUAUGAUACCAUCAACACCAAAGUGUAACACAUGUAUUAUGAUACCAUCAACACCAAAGUGUAACACAUAUAUUAUGAUACCAUCAACACCAAAGUGUAACACAUGUAUUAUGAUACCAUCAACACCAAAGUGUAAAACAUAUAUUAUGAUACCAUCAACACCAAAGUGUAACACAUGUAUUAUGAUACCAUCUACACCAAAGUGUAACACAUGUAUUAUGAUACCAUCAACACCAAAGUGUAACACAUGUAUUAUGAUACCAUCAACACCAAAGUGUAAAACAUAUAUUAUGAUAUCAGCAAUAACAAUGUGUAACACAUGUAUUAUGAUACCAGCAAUACCAAUGUGUAACACGUGUAUUAUGAUACCAGCAAUACCAAAGUGUAACACAUGUAUAAUGAUACCAUCCAUAGCAUUGUUUCUGUUGCUAAUGUAAGUCAUUGUCUUGUCUCAGUCGGUCAAGUUCCUCCAGUCACCUGAGUUCAAGCCUUAUGUCCUAUUCAUUGCUGCCCCGAGUGUGGAGGCUCUCAAGGUCAUGUACAAUGAAGGAAAGAGAAAAAAUAAUACCGUGAGUACAUAAGGGCCCCCCACAAAGACACCGACCACCACACACAUAUGACACCCCCCAAAAAAACAGUGAUUAUAGUCAUUGUGCUCCCACCUACAUACAGGUGCCCAUCAGUUUACAGGUGCCCAUCAGUUUACAGGUGCCCAUCAGUUUACAGGUGUUAAACCACCAUCUUGACUUGGGAAAAGUUGCAAGUUGUAUUUUUGGUAUCUUCAACUUAAGUCUUGUUUACCAAUGUUUUAAAAAUAAGGGGAGGGGGAAGAGGGAGGAGGUUAGAGGAGAGGCAGGAGCCCUGCAGUAUCUACCCCACCCACCCCUUGCCCCUUCUAUGGUUACUGUAAGUUCUAAUGACACACUGCAAAGGAAGGUUCUUGCACCGAUUCAUGACUGCAUGCACUAACCACACACUGUGCCCAAAAUAGAAGUUUCAUUGAAUUUGAGUUGUAACCUUUUUUUGUCAUACUGUAAAGAAAAAAAAAAAUUACUUGAUGAAUGUGUUAGUAGGUUUUUUUGAAGGUGGUUGGUGUGUUUAAGUUAAUGGGGACUACAAGUGGUGUGUUUAGGUUAGUGCAGACCACAUGUGGUGUGUUAAAAGUUAGAGCAGACUACAUGGGGUGAGUUUAAGUUUGUGAGGACUACACAUGGUGUGUUUAAGUUUGUGUGGUGUGUUUUAAAUUAGUGCGAACUACACAAGGUGUGAUUAACUGAGUGCGGACUGCAUGUGGUGUGUUUAAGUUAGUAGUGUGUUUAAGUUAAUACGAACUACAUUUGGUGUGUUUAAGUUAGUGUGGACUACAUGUGGUGUGUUUCAGCUAGUGCGGCCUACAUGUAGUGUAUUUAAGUAAGUGCGGACUAGAUUUAGUGAGUUUAAAUUAAUGAUGACUACACAUGGUGUUUAAGUUAGUGUGGACUGCAUGAUUGGUCAAACCUGUGUCAAGUGUUAAGUGACAAGUUUUUGUGUUUUAUCCUCACAGGUGCUACGCCCGGGUGACAGGUCUGAACUCUUCCUGGUCAGUAGUGUUGUACAGAAAUAUGUUUUUUUUCGUUCUUCUCUCUCUUUUCUUAUGGCACUAAACGUUAUCAUUUCCAAUUUGUUGCUGUGGUCAUUUCACAUUGCUCAUAAUGUUUUUAACCUUUUUUUAUUAACUUUGGCCUGAUAUCAUUUUUUUUUUUUGGGGUUGUUAUUUUGUAAUCUUUCAUUAUCUUUGAAUCUUUCAUUAUCUUUGAAUCUCUCAUUAUCUUUGAUUCUCUAAUUAUCUUUGAUUCUCUCAUUAUCUUUAAAUCUCUCAUGGCGUAAAUGCAGGAGGAGAAGUUCAUUCGAACCGUCAACGAAAGCAAAGAAAUGGAGAAAACCUACAAAGGAUUGUUUGACGAGACCAUUGUCAAUGACGACUUUGAGAGGACGUACGAGACCAUCUGUCAUCUGAUGGAGGAGCAGGAGAAGCAGCACAAGUGGGUCCCCAAGGAUUGGAACGAUUAGUCAAAAUUAAAUUUUUAUAGGGAUGUUGGUUAAUGAUGCAUUUGUGGCAUAUUUUUUUUUAAUGCCGAAAUAAUGCAACUCCAGUUGUUGUUUUUUAUAUGUCUUUGUUAUUGGACACAUAAAACAUUCCAUUGAUGGGAAUAAUUGUAUUCUCUUUGCCAUCCAGUCCAACUUUUGAAAAGAUGUAUGAAAGAGAAGUGACUAACUUUAAAGUGAAAAGUAAGCAGAAGCUAAGGUUCCCUUUUUUUCAAUUUUUUUUUUUUAAAAUGAAUUCUUGUAUAGUUAAGUUUCCUUAAUGGCUUAUGCUUGUAACACUCUCAUUGCUAAAGGGUAAUUUUAUUUUUAUAUCCUUUACAUUAAUACCAUUAUUUCGGUCAAAUGUUUUUUUGUUUAGUGUGCAUUUGUAGGCAUUAAUUUUUAUAUUGCUUAACAGUCGAAUUUUUAACAUGUUUUUAUUUGCCAUUGUUUCAUCCCAUCUGAUGAGAAUAGAAAUAUUAUUGAAAUAAGAACAGUUAUGAGUAGAAGGAAACAUGACAUUCAGGUUGAAACCCACAACUUAUCAUCUCCUUUCAACCCAAAAAUAUCAUCAUUGGAGAUGUAUGAAGUGUAAAUCCAUUCAGCCUUUUAGCAGAUCUGUAUGUCCCCCACUCUGGCCCAGCUCACGGUUAAGAUGUAGAUUGCUGUCUUUAGUUCUUUUUGUUGCUCAAAAUAUGUUAUUGUUUUUUUUUCUUCUUUCCUAAUGGCCGACUGGCAUUUACAGAUAUUUGAACAAUCUCUUGUUACAAAGAAAGGGAGGGAAGAGGAUCUUGGUUGGGGUUAGUUUUCUAGAUUUCAUUGAGGAGAAAAAACUCACUGCUCUGUGUUCAUUUUUUAAAAGUUAUUUUUGCUUCUACUUCUCAGAUUUAAUUUUGCUUUGUGAUAAUGGGAAAAAAGGAAAAUUACUCUUGUAAUAAAUAAUGGGUUUAAAUUUUGAGCCUAAUUAAUUGUACAGAUGUUGCCAGGAUUUUAUGCAUGUGGCCAGGGUUUAGAGAUUACGUUAUAGGACCAGGUGUGUCUGUGUCCACGGCAGAGAUCGGAAUAAGUUUUUAAAAGUUUCUUGGGUUAAAGUGUUGUUGAAAAAUUGGAAUAAAUUUUACACUUAAUUCAUUUCCAAUGGCAGCAAAAGUCAACAUGACAACAUUGGUUGUCACGCACCUUAUGACAUUUGACGUCACCAACUGUUGUGACAUUUUGAUGUCACCAUGAAUGUUGGUUUGUAUUAACCUUGUGUGUAGAUUGGUGUGAACAUAGAUUUAAAUAGAUGUGUCAGUGCUUUGAAGAACAUCAGAGCUUGUCUAUUUGUGUGACACAGUUGCCCUACAAUGUCAUGUGACUGAUUUCAUGUCAUGUGAUUUGAUUUUAUGAAAACAAAGAUGGUGUUGUUAUAAGAAUCACUGUUUGGUCCUUUACUAUAGGUUGUGGCUGUUUGGUCCUUUACUAUAGGUUGUGGCUGUUUGGUCCUUCACUAUAGGUUGUGGCUGUUUGGUCCUUUACUAUAGGUUGUGGCUGUUUGGUCCUUCACUAUAGGUUGUGACUGUUUGGUCCUUUACUAUAGGUUGUGGCUGUUUGGUCCUUCACUAUAGGUUGUGGCUGUUUGGUCCUUUACUAUAGGUUGUGGCUGUUUGGUCCUUUACUGUAGGUUGUGACUGUUUGGUCCUUUAUUGUAGGUUUAGACUGUUUGGUCUUUUACUGUAGGUUUUGACUGUUUGGUCUUUUACUGUAGGUCUUGACUGUUUGGUCUUUUACUGUAGGUUUUGACUGUUUGGUCUUUUACUCUAGGUUUUGACUGUUUGGUCUUUUACUGUAGGUUUUGAAUGUUUGGUCUUUUACUGUAGGUUUUGACUGUUUGGUCCUUUACUGUAGGUUGUGAUGAGUUGUAAAAAAUACCAUAAACAGGCAGAGGUGGUUGUUGCUGUUUUUGUUAAACUUUGAAUCUUGCAUAAAAAAAUCUGUAGUCAAUUUAUGUAAAUAUAACUUUUGGGUUGCCCUAUUUGUUAAUUCACAUGAUUUACAGACUUUGAUGUCAUUUGACUUUAAUGUCACAUGACUUAUUGUCCUGUGACUGCCUUUAAUGUCAUGUGGGUUAUUAUAAUUACAACCCCCCCCCCCUCCCUUUUGAUUGAUAUUUGUAAUUAGUGAAAGCCUUAAAUGUCUAUUAUGAUCCAUAACUGGUUGAAAUGUAGCCGAUAUGAGCAUCAGUGUGUUAGCAUAUAGUAUGAUCUGUACUGUAAGUGGAUGAAAGGUUUCCCAUCAGCAUAUUAGUAUGUUUGUGCAUGUACAUCAUCGCCAGGGUUAAAUGUGAUAUCUAAAUCCAUUUUUCUUUCUUUUUUUUUCCCUUCUAAACAUUCCCUGCGACAGCAAAUUUUAUGCAUUUUUACUUAAAAUUUGUUGUAUUAUUUUUUUGAUCAAACUCUUAAUUUGUAAAGAUGGAGGAACAUCAACAGCAAUCUUUGUUGGUUACCCUACAUUGUAAACGAUCUAUCGUAAACUAUACACGACAUAAUCAUUCCUUAUACAUAUCAUAUUGAUCGGUUCUAUAUUAACUAAUCACAGUAUCAAUACUUCAUAUUAAAAUCUUGCCAAU
This is a messenger RNA of Lymnaea stagnalis (great pond snail), 15165 nucleotides long. The record is from the annotation of a GenBank genome assembly. Lineage: Eukaryota; Metazoa; Mollusca; Gastropoda; Lymnaeidae.